GGGGGACUCCGCAAUGGGGGAGGCUGACAUCUGUCGCUGUGCUCCUCAGAGACUCCCGGUGGAUCAUGUUGCCGGGCCUUUCUAUUCACGGCUGGACUGCUGCCAUCUGCGUCCUAACUGACGCACAAUGACCGCUCGGGGCCUUUAUAAAGACGGAGACAAACGACAGAGGGCCAGUGUGGACAAGUACUGCAGAGCGAAUAGGGCGCACUGCGAUUAGACACGCCUCAUUCCAAUUUCUGGCCUCAACUUUAACAGCAAAAUCUUAUUGAGGUUGUUUAUAACGCGUCGAGUGUGCUUCCUGACAGUAACCAUGCCAAAGGGUUUCCUUAUAAAACGUUCUAAAAAGGCUGGUCCUGUUUCAUACAGGAUACGCGAGGAGGACUUGGCGCUGGACGCCAACUGCUCUUCGCUGGUCGAGAAUGCCCCGGCUCAUGCACUGCCUUCCGUGUGCCACAACUUUAUCAGAGUUCCCAGCCGGGGUAUUUUCGGUGGAAUUCCAGAGUCUCACUGUGCGCCUUCACUGAGCCCGACCCGGCCUGACAGCGAGGGAUAUCAAUACACACCCGUGGACGCCGCUCAUCAAAUGCUAAGCUCUCUUUCUUCUGCUCCAGCAGAUACCUGCCCCGAGGCAAAUUUGGGAAGUUUCACCAUUGAUGGUUCCCCAGUGUCGUCGUCUCUUCAGGAGAUGACCACCAGACUGGACACCAUGUGCGGGAAUGCUAAAUAUGCAGCAGUGAAGCGGCCUGCCACCUCCAAUGCUAAAUCUCCCCAUACUAAUUCUAAAAAGCGCAAGUCCUCAAGCUCCCAAAACCAAGAGAAGAAGUCCAGCCACCGGGAUGAGGUAACCACAUCUCCCGUCCUCGGAUUGCGCAUUACAGAGGAGGCAGAUGAUGAGGUGAAGCAACGCUCCAACACCAGCAUUCCGCUUGGAGAAUUCAUCUGUCAGCUUUGCAAGGAGCGGUAUGCAGACCCUCUCACUUUGGCCUUCCACAUGUGCUCUCGCAUCGUCCGAAUCGAAUAUCGCUGCGACGAGUGUGACAAAGUUUUUAGUUGUCCCGCUAACCUGGCCUCCCACCGACGUUGGCACAAGCCAAAGGGUUUUCAAGUGGAGAGAGUAUCAUCACAGAGAGAGGAGAGCCGACCUGACACACCAACAGCCAGAGAGGCGCUCCCACCCUCCCCGCCACCCUCAGACUCGGGCUCUGAUGAAGAAAUGAUGUUCAGCUGCCCACAGUGCUCAAAGAAAUUCAGAAAACAAGCGUACCUGAGGAAACACUUGGCCUUGCACAAUAGGAAGGCAGCUAGUCAUCCUCAGAAUCAGUCUCAUUCGGCCAAAGACUCCGACCAACAACCCAGCAGCCUGCUCGAGUCCCGCCCAGAAACACCCGAGCCCUCCUCCAAAUACGCAGUGACUGAGUGCAUCACAAAGGUGACCGGAGAGGUGUUUCCGUGUCGAUUUUGUAGUGAAAAUGUAUUCUCCUCUUCUGGCCUCACCAGACACAUAAACAAAUAUCACCCAACAGAGAGCAGACAGGUCAUUGUUUUGUCUCAAACGAUUUAAUAACAUCAGACUGUUUGUUUCGGGCAUUAUGACUGAAUUCCAUGUUUGGACAGAGUUCUUUUAAACAAUUGUUGUGAAAUCAGAAAUAUUUCUCCUGAAUAGUUGGCAAUAGUUUUGUGUAAAUUAGUUUUGUUUUCUACAAAGUUAUAUUUAUCUAUCUAUCUAAUCAAUUAUUUAUUUGAAAUUUAUUUAUUUGUUUAUUUAAUAAUGUAUGUGUUUGUUUAUUUAUCUGCCCACAUUUGUAUUAAUCAUGUUGCUUUUGACUGUGAUGAUUUGCGUAAUGAUAAAAACGCUAUUUCGCAUUGCCUCUAAUUACCUCUGACCAAAUUAAUGUCAUAUUUUUCGUUGAAACAAUAUUACCAGGCCAACUUCUUCCUAAAAUAAUAAAGGGAGUAUAAAUC
Messenger RNA from Oncorhynchus mykiss (rainbow trout), 1965 nucleotides. RefSeq names its product insulinoma-associated protein 1a-like. The record is from RefSeq and is a predicted model, not a curated record. Gene Ontology annotation, cellular component: nucleus; transcription repressor complex. Lineage: Eukaryota; Metazoa; Chordata; Actinopteri; Salmoniformes; Salmonidae. Gene Ontology annotation, molecular function: RNA polymerase II cis-regulatory region sequence-specific DNA binding; DNA-binding transcription repressor activity, RNA polymerase II-specific. Gene Ontology annotation, biological process: negative regulation of transcription by RNA polymerase II; regulation of cell cycle process; neuron differentiation.